Juglans regia (Persian walnut) is the source of this 1302-nucleotide messenger RNA. RefSeq names its product gibberellin 2-beta-dioxygenase 8. The coding region runs from base 71 to 1117 and encodes 348 amino acids. The transcript has 4 exons. NCBI's taxonomy places the organism in Eukaryota, Viridiplantae, Streptophyta, Magnoliopsida, Fagales, Juglandaceae. The record is from RefSeq and is a predicted model, not a curated record.
GAAGCAAGGGCGGCGAGGUGCUCCGGAUCGAGCAUUGUUGGAGCCUCUAAAUUAUCAGCCGCUAAUUAACAUGGACGCGGACCCACCAUUUCAUGAGGCCUACAAGACCCUCUUCGACAAAACCAUCGAAAGGAAUAACCAGCCAGUACGCAACCAGCUGCUCAUCGACAACAAAGAUGACGAGCAGCUUGUCAUCGUCGAGGAAUGCGAGCUUCCGUUGAUCGACCUCAGCCGUUUAAACCUUGGUGAACCUGAGAGCGAGGAGUGCAAGGCCGAGAUAGCUAGAGCUUCGAAAGAAUGGGGUUUUUUUCAAGUUAUGAAGCAUGGAAUCUCCACUGAGAUUUUGGAGAAGAUGAGAUUUGAGCAGGAGAGGCUGUUUAAGCAACCCUUUCAUGAGAAGAGCAAAGAAGACAAGAGCAAAGAAGACAAGUACUUGAGAUUUUCACCUGGUAGUUACCGUUGGGGCACCCCUUCAGCCAAUAACCUAAAGCAGUUAUCAUGGUCAGAAGCUUUCCACAUUCCUUUGAUCGAUAUUACCCCUUCUGGUGGCUUCGAUAGUCUCGGCGCAACAAUGGAACAGUUUGCAGCCACAGUAUCCAGUCUAGCACAAAAAUUGGCUGGAAUUCUGGCUGAGAAAAUGGGUCAUAAUUCAACUUUCUUCCAAGAAAAUUGUCUACCAAACACUUGCUAUCUUCGAAUGAAUCAUUACCCUCCGUGCCCAAUAGCUUCAGAGGUAUUUGGCCUAACGCCACACACCGACAGUGACUUCCUCACAAUACUGCAUCAAGAUCAGGUUGGUGGACUGCAAUUGGUGAAAGAUGGGAGAUGGAUUUCGGUUAAACCUAAUCCGGAGGCUCUUAUUAUCAACAUUGGAGAUUUAUUUCAGGCAUGGAGCAACGAUACGUAUAAGAGUGUGCAACAUCGGGUUGUCACCAAUCCGCUAGUGGAAAGGUUCUCCACCGCAUAUUUCUUCUGUCCGUCGUAUGACACUGUGAUACAGAGUUGCUGCGAGCCUUCGGUAUAUAGAAAAUUCAGCUUUAGGGAAUACAGGGAGCAGGUCCAAGCAGAUGUUCAAAAACUAGGAUCUAAAAUCGGGCUUCCUAGAUUUCUUGUGUAAAGCCAUGCAUCCCAAAGGAGUGGUGCAUAUAUCGACUGGGUAUUAUUGUUGAGAUUGUGUGUGUGAGAGAAAACGUAUAUAAGUGUAGCCCAAUUAGAAAAUAAGAAAGGGUACAGCAGUUUUAAUUAAUUAAGCUUAAUUCAAUAUUGAUCAGUAUAUAGUAGGUAGUACUACACAAUGCGAAU